AUGGGCCAUGAAUUCACAGGCGAGGUGUUUGAAAUUGGAGAUCAAGUCAAGACUUUCAAAACGGGUGACCGAGUUGUCUCGCCUUUCACAGUCAGUUGUGGAAACUGCUUCUACUGCGAUGGUGGAUUUUCAUCACGCUGCGCUCGCGGCCAGCUCUACGGAUCCGCUGUAUUAGAUGGCGGACAAGCGGAAUAUGUGCGUGUACCUCUAGCAGAUGCCACUUUGGUUCAUGCGCCCCCGACAAUCGACGAAAAGAAGCUGGUGUUGAUGGCGGACAUUUUCCCAACGGGUUAUUUUGCCGCAUCAAACGCCUUUCGCUCCCUAGACACGCCCACUAUCGAGAAGAGUACUGUUCUCCUCUUUGGAUGUGGACCGGUGGGGAUUUGCGCUCUGGUCAGCGCUCUGGAAUAUCGCCCCAAGCAUCUAAUUGCGAUAGACAGCGUCUCAUCUCGUCUUCAGCUAGCUGAAAGCUUGGGUGCUGAGCCUUGGAACUAUCAGCAAGAUGAGCAGGGCUUACGCGACAGAGUGAAAACCUUGACUGAAGGCCGAGGAGCGGAUGUUGUCAUCGAAGUUGUGGGGCAUAGCAGCGCAUUACGAAUGGGAUUUGAGCUGCUGCGACCGUGGGGAAUUCUCUCGAGUGUGGGUGUGCAUAAUGGCGAGAUCCCCUGGACAGGUAACGAAGCGUAUGGAAAGAACUUGCGAAUUCAAAUGGGACGAUGCCCUGUGCGCAGUAGGUUUCUUCUUGAACUAAGAUUUUGGUGGUGGCUGACUUUGCCAGGCAUUUUUGGUGAAGCCAUGGACCUCUUGGCAAAGAAGCAGGAUGUGCUCAAUUUCAUGUCGGAUGACAUUCGACCUCUCUCUCAGGCGGUACAGGCGUUCGAUGAUUUCAAUAACAUGCGAUGCCAGAAGGUUAUCUUUGAGGCGGAUAAGUAG
Molecule: messenger RNA, 933 nt
Organism: Penicillium odoratum
Lineage: Eukaryota; Fungi; Ascomycota; Eurotiomycetes; Eurotiales; Aspergillaceae
Exons: 3
Coding region: 1-933 (310 amino acids)
Molecular function (GO): zinc ion binding; oxidoreductase activity
Source: RefSeq, a predicted model, not a curated record